AUGAAACAAGGUGGUCGUCUCUCAGCUCCUAGCACACUUUUUAGAAAGCAAUGUUCAAGAUUAACGAGUGCAUCUUCACGAGAUACCGUUCAGCUGUGGACACUGCACUCGUUUUUAGUUAUGCAGCGCUUCCGAUUGCCUGUGGUCACGAUAUAUCACCCUGUCCCUUCUAUUCGCGACUUACAGUCGACUUCACCAAAGCGGCGUUUCGCCCUAUAG
Messenger RNA from Plasmopara halstedii, 219 nucleotides. RefSeq lists its product as uncharacterized. The transcript is spliced from 2 exons. Bases 1 to 219 code for a protein of 72 amino acids. Lineage: Eukaryota; Oomycota; Peronosporomycetes; Peronosporales; Peronosporaceae. The record is from RefSeq and is a predicted model, not a curated record.